AUGCCACAGUUAGAAACAAGAUAUGUUUUCUGUGACAAUGAAUCAUAUCCUGAAGAAUGGACUAAAACUGUAUCAAAGGUCAAAGGAGUUUAUACUGAUAUUAAAUCAAUUUGUCAAACACUAGAAAUCGAUCGAGAACGAUGUGAUCGGGCUAUGAUUUCGAUUCGCUUUAAGGGUCUCGAUCCUCUGUUCAUGUAUACACAAUUGUUAAAAGAAACACUUUUAGAAAUCGAAGAUGAUUAUAGACAAUCUAUCAAAGACCUGGCUGAAUAUUGUCGUGAACAGGAUGAUAUUCCUGAAGAUCAAAUUAAACAAGUCGAAAAUGAAUAUCGUAAUCAUACACCAAUAUGGUGGUAUACAGCUGAAACAUUUAUUUAUUCGAUGCUUAAUCGUGGACUUCGACAAAUGGAUGUCAAUAUAAUGUUUAGGAUGGGUUUCUUCAUUCGUCAUCUACAUAAUCAUAUCGUACAACUCCAUCGCGAACAACAAGGCACCAAGCCAAUAAAAUUUCAAGUCUUUCAUGCACAAGGUUUGUCCAAUGAAGACUUUGAAAAGAUGAAAAAAACCAAAGGAGGUCUUAUGUCCUUCAACAAUUUUCUGUUGACAAGUCGUGAUCGUAAGACUUCGCUAGAAAACUUUGCACGGCCAGCCACACGUAAUCCCACUUCAGUUGGUAUCCUUCUUGUUAUGACCAUUGAUACGGCUAUUUGUACAAAAUUAUCGACACCA
This is a messenger RNA of Rotaria sordida, 729 nucleotides long. The record is from the annotation of a GenBank genome assembly. Lineage: Eukaryota; Metazoa; Rotifera; Eurotatoria; Philodinida; Philodinidae.